AAUAAAUUUAAUGUCAAAUUGGAUGCCUGCAAAUUGGCUGUUGAUGAUGUGUUUCGUUUUAUUAUAACAAAAAAUUAAUAAAAUAAGUGAUAAUUUAUGAUGUGUAUACAAUUAUAACGUUAAAGCAAACAUGAAUUUUAACGCUUCAAGAAAUGUGUCACACUCUGGCCCUCGAAAGGCCAAGAGGGUUAGCGAUGUUAACGCAAUGGGGGCUCCAUCGCCGCUUCCUCCGUACAGUCCGAACCCUGGUUUCGGAGGUGCAUACCCUCCGGCGGGCCCACCUCCACCUUAUACACAGGGAAUACCUUUAGAUCCUGUACAAGAUUUUGGAGGGCAAGAUCCUACUGGCAGUUUUGGUUACCCGGGAGGAUUUCCACAAAGUCCAAUGGCAUCGCCUCAACAGAUUGGUUCCAUGCUGCAACAACCCAUUGUACAGGACAUGGCACUCCAGUAUGGAAACCAGCUAGCCGCCCAGGGUCGUGACGUAGUAAAGCGCGAGCUGGGCAAGUACCUGCCUGUCUCCAGGAUGAGGUACUACUUCGCGGUGGACACCAGAUAUGUGUUGCGGAAGUUACUGCUGAUUAUAUUCCCGUAUACUCAUAAGGAGUGGAUGGUGAAAUACGACCAAGAGACCCCGGUCGCCCCCCGCUACGAUCUGAACGCGCCCGACCUUUACAUACCCGCUAUGGGCUAUGUUACAUAUGUGUUGCUGGCUGGAUUCAUGCUUGGUCUGCAACACCGUUUCUCCCCCGAGCAGAUAUCUAUCCAAGCGUCCAGUGCACUAGCGUACAUAAUCUUCGAGAUGGUGCUCUACCUGGCGACGCUGUACAUCACGCAGACCAGCACGGCUCUCACCACGCUCGACCUGCUGGCGUUCUCUGGGUAUAAGUACUCGGUGAUGAUAUGUAGCCUGCUGGCGGGGCUGCUGCUUGGGGGCACCGGGUAUUAUUGCGUGCUGGUGUACUGUAGCUUCGCGCUGUCGUACUUUUUGGUAAAGACGCUCAGGCUACAGAUCCUGUCGGGCGGUUCACAAGCUCCCGACACAAGUUACAACAACUAUUCCAAUUACAACACACAAAACCCCUAUGUAGAUAACUGGUCGAAGCCAAGUGGAGGUGGAACGAAGCGAAGGGUAUACUUCCUGCUCUUCGUGGCGAUAACGCAACCGUUCCUGUCAUGGUGGCUCACAUACCACCUCGUACCACCCUCUGUGGUUCCUCAAGCACUAUAAUAUUGUUUAUCUGUGUCCCUAGUUCUAAGUUUGAAUGUUGGUACGGUUUUUAAUAAAUGUUGGCAGUAAAA
This is a messenger RNA of Colias croceus (clouded yellow), 1302 nucleotides long. It is a transcript of the gene Yif1, whose product is annotated as protein YIF1B-B. The coding region runs from base 131 to 1231 and encodes 366 amino acids. Gene Ontology annotation, biological process: endoplasmic reticulum to Golgi vesicle-mediated transport. The record is from RefSeq and is a predicted model, not a curated record. Gene Ontology annotation, cellular component: COPII-coated ER to Golgi transport vesicle; endoplasmic reticulum membrane; endoplasmic reticulum-Golgi intermediate compartment. Lineage: Eukaryota; Metazoa; Arthropoda; Insecta; Lepidoptera; Pieridae. The transcript has 7 exons.